CGGUCAAACAAUAUCAAAACUUCGAAGCCUUCGGUUGUGUAGCGGUGUUGUUAUGCUUCUAGGCGAAAGCUGAGCUGCCACAGAGAAUCAAGCAAAAUAUAUAUAUAAUAGUCUAUAUGUAAAUGUUGUGUGUAGAUAAGUAAAUGCUGGGCAGUGAAAAAAGUGAAGUGAAAAAUAAAAUGACCAUCUGAAUGGUAGAAAAGUAAAACUCAAAAAUAAAUUCAUGAAUAGUGAAAUUCUAAAAUUGGAAGUUGAUGAAUUUGCUCUUUCCGGGACAUGCAUUUGCAGUGUGCUUGAAAAAAGUGCGCCUGGUAGAAAAUGCAAAUGAUGGCUUGGUCUUGAAAGUGUAAACAGUAAAGUGAACUGCGUAAUGAAAAUUAUAACAAUGAUCUGAAGCUUCCCUUUCGUGUGAUUGCAAAGAAUUUCUGCAUUUAAUUGAAAAAAGUAAAUUAAGGUGUGGUGAUUUAUGCAACUUCUACGCCGAUUCUCUCAUUCCAAAGCAGCUAAAUCGCAGCGCAAAGAGGUUGCGAAAGUAGUGCCGAAAGAGAAUAGAAAUACUGUAUAAAUAAUCAAAACUAAACAGCGCUUAGUGAAAAGAAGGCAAGUGUUUUAUGCAUAAAUAGUGAUAAAGUUGAACAGAGUUUUACAAAGUGAAAUCUUCUGUUAAGAAAAUUUCAAUAUUUUGGUAAAGAUAUUGUCGCACCAAGAAAGAGAAAGUGCGCUCUCCAUUGAACUACACAAACGUUCAGUUUGAGACCUGAAGUUUCGUUGAGUUUUUGACAUUUUACUUGGCCAGUGUUUUGACAUUUGCUGACAAAUACUUUGGUUUAAAGUUGAAGGCGAAUUCACGGAUUUAAUCAGCGGCAUAGUUAUUGUACAGAAAGUGAGUGGGUGAAAAGUUUUAAGGCUAAUAAAAUUAUUUAAAAAAAUGGCAAUUUAAAGAGUGCGAAAGUUGGUUAAUAAAAUAGUGAUAAACGUGGUAAAGCAAGAAAAGUAUACGCUGCAAAAUAUGUGCGAGAAGUGAAUUAUAGCCAAAAAAAAAACAUAAAUUGUAACAGAACGCCCCCAAAAAAAAAAGGCUCGGCAAACUUUCGAAAACUUUUUAAAACUAUUUUCAUGGGAUCUCUAGCAGCGGACAACUGCAUUGUAGGAUUCUUCUAAUUUUCCACAUUUUCCGGAGCCUUGAACUCAUCCAAUAAAGCAUUGCCUGUGUGGAUUCGUGUGCUAAGGUUGAAGGGGAAAAUUUAAUUUUUACGCAGCAAAAUUCGCAUAUAAUAUGUAGCAAAAUAAUCGAAAGGCGUGCAAAAAGUGUAAAAAUAUAUAUUAUACAAAGCCAGUCGUUAAAGUUUUUCGCAUUCGUCGUUUAUUCGUGUAACAGCACAACAGCCUGUUUGAACUUACGUACAUACAUAUGUGUAGGUAUAUGUGUGUGUAUGUAUGUGUGUGUGUGCCCGUAUAUGAAUGUAGCUGUGCGUUUGACUUUUCUCGUUACUAAAGUCUUUUCGUGGCAAACGACCAAGGCAGUCGCUUAGAAAGUGGAAAUUGUGAAAAACCAGCUGUAAAAGAUUGCGAAAAGUGAAAAUAUUUCUACGAAUUUUUUGAGCUUGACUUCGAAAAUUACACAAAAUAUGCACGUAAAUUCACGCACGUAUUUACGAAAGCAUACGAUUUUAUCACCGAACACGCUUCAUUAAGGAGAGUCGAGAAGUUUAAGCAAAUUUAAAAGCUUAAAACCAGUACGACAAAGUAAGGAAAACAAAGCACAAAAAAUAAUAAUCGAAAUAAAGCAGCCAUAAACUAACUAUAAAACUAUUCUCCUUACAAACAACAAUAAAGUACAUACAUAUAUUAAAGCACAAAACGACAUUACAAAGCAUUGAAAACACCCAAAACUUCUGCAGUUGUCGCAGUCGAGAGGAAAAAUUAGCACAGCAGCAGCGGCACUAACAAAUCUUACAAUCAUAGGUACUUAACGAAACUGCGACUAGAAGCAACAAAAACAAAAACGAUAUAAUAAACACAGACUAGCAGCCAGCAGCCAACAGCCAGCAAGUCAAAGAGAGCGCAACAUUAAGCAGCUGAAACAAGAGAAUAAGUAUAAGAGAGAGCACCUGCAGCCUCCUUGGUUUUAAAAAAGUGAACGAAGAAGCCUCGCCGUGCAGCAUCCAAGUGGAGCAGUCGCAGUCAAAACGCCUGCAUGUUUGAUUGUAUGCGAAUGUCAAAAUAAACAAACUUUGACAGCUGAGUAGGACAAAGUGAAAACACAACCCAUCACAGUCAUCUGUAAUUAAAGAGUGACAUCUGAUUGAGCCAAUCGAAAAUUUAAGCUCGCUUUAAAACGCAAAAGAAAAGUGGACAACAACUGUAGUGUAGCGAAAGUGAAAAGUUACUUAUAGGCGUCGAACUGAAUCAAAAUAAAGCUUAAUUAAAUUGUGACCUAUUUCGCGAAGUCUCUUUACAUAUCAUUACUUAAACGCAGCAGGCGUUGCCAGCAAACUCGAGUUGAACAGAUGCAUCACUUGACAAUUGCGCUUGUAUGAGUAAUUUGAGUGUCUAAACUGAACGUCUAGCAGAACACUUUCACAUCGAUCUGGUGUAGCUCUGUUUUUUUGGAAAAUUUAAGAUUUGAAGAAGAGUUCUCUGUAAAAAAAAAAAUUCAAUAAACUGAGAACAUGGGCGCCAAAGAGAGUGUUGAAGCUGCCGCGAAAAUGAAUGCGGACGGUUGGGGUCACGUAGAGCGCGGUAGUCGUUAUCACGCUCAUCGUCACAACCAACGUUCGCAGUCCUUAAAUCGCGGUCAAGCGCUUUCUCAAGCAGAUGUAAGCGGAAUGUGGUGACAUCGGGGUGCCUCUGGUAAAGCUGCAGGAGGUCAGGGUGGUUGUGCGAGCUGCGCCAUGGGUAACAAGUUGAGCUGCUCCUGUGCGCCAUUGAUGCGCAAAGCGUAU
Molecule: messenger RNA, 2945 nt
Organism: Rhagoletis pomonella (apple maggot)
Lineage: Eukaryota; Metazoa; Arthropoda; Insecta; Diptera; Tephritidae
Product: protein still life, isoform SIF type 1-like
Exons: 4
Coding region: 2673-2837 (54 amino acids)
Biological process (GO): small GTPase-mediated signal transduction; activation of GTPase activity; positive regulation of axonogenesis
Cellular component (GO): synapse; membrane
Molecular function (GO): guanyl-nucleotide exchange factor activity
Source: RefSeq, a predicted model, not a curated record